Molecule: messenger RNA, 1485 nt
Organism: Funneliformis geosporum
Lineage: Eukaryota; Fungi; Glomeromycota; Glomeromycetes; Glomerales; Glomeraceae
Source: the annotation of a GenBank genome assembly
AUGACUGAAGCGGAUCUAACAUCGUUCUUAUUAAAAGAUAUUGAAUCUCUUUAUGGGAACAAUGAAGAUUGUAAUGUAACGAUUAAAGUUAAGCAAGAUAGUUUUAAAGCACAUUCAGUAAUUUUAAAAGCCAGGUCAGAAUAUUUUCGAAAAUCUAUUAACGAAUGUUUGCAAAAGCGAAUUAGCUUAUUUAACAGAGGAGGUGAUAUUAUCAAUUUGGAAAUCACAAAUAUGUCUCCAAGAGCUUUCAGAAUAUGUCUAAAGUACAUGUAUACGGGAAAGUUUUCCUUGGAUGAUUAUGAUAAUGAAUUCAUUUUUAAUUUAGCCAUCGCAGCUGAUGCGUUAAGCCUUCUCAAUAUGGUAAAUUACCUUCAAACGUUUCUUAUUGAAGAACAACUCAAUUGGAUUAAACAAAAUUUGGUUUAUGUGCAUCAAACUUGUUUAAUUCAUGACAAUUUUGCAGAGUUACAAGUUAGUUGUUGGGACCUUAUCAAUCAAGAUCCUGCAUUAUUAUUUCAAUCAAAACAUUUUCAUAGAUUAGAUAAGGACAUUUUAUUAGAUUUAAUUAAACGUGACGAUAUCAGCUUACCAGAGGUCGAAAUAUGGCAUAGUAUAGUCAAUUGGGGGAUGGAACAAUUACCUAGCAUAAUAGAACAAGAUAAAAGUAAAUGGAAAGAAUCAGAUUUUAAUACAUUAAAAGAUCGCUUAAAGGAUUUUAUUCCGCAUAUUAGAUUUUUCACCAUACCUUCGGAUGAAUAUUAUAAUAGAGUUCGUCCAUUAAAAAAGUUAUUAUUACAAUCGACAGUUGAUCAGUUAGAAGAGUUUUAUUUGGUGAGAAAUCUUGCUCCACCAAUUAACGAAAAACCUCGUAAGUGGAGAAGGAAUCCUGCACCUUUGAGAAGAUAUGCUUCAAUUUUUAAACCAAAAUUUCAUCAAAAUCAUAGGGAUAAGGGAGAACCAGCUUCCGAAUUUAAACCUGAAGCAGUUGACGAAGUUUCCACAAAACCGUUAGUUCCAAAUAAAUCCCCUCCACCAUUACCAGUAUUUCGUCUUCCCGAUUUUAAAUUUAAUUCCAAAUUAAUCGAUAAUACGCAAAUCAAACGUAUAUUAAGUUGGAUUGACGGAGAAUAUCAAGCAGGUAUUGAAAAUUUAAAUCCAAAUAAUAAUUUCACCUUAUUGGCAAGAGGAAGUAGAGAUGGCAUUAAUCCAGAAGCCUUUACCUCACGAUGUAAAGAUAAAGGACCAACGGAAGGGAUCGAUGAUAUCAUUUAUAGUGAGAUUAAAGAUUCGAAUGCCGCUAUUUUUGAUGGUGAUGGUUAUUAUGGUAUCGGAUUUGGUUCCGAUUUACAUAUAUUUAGUGGAAAAUAUGUACAUAAACAUUAUAAAAAAAGAAUUAUAAAUGAGGGAGAUUUCGCUAUAUUAGAUUAUGAAGCUUUCCAAUUUAAAAAAAAAAAUAUUCAAGUAAAUAAUGUUUUCGUUGCAUAA